CCUUUCCACUCUCUUUUUUUUCCUCUCCUUUUUAAUUCUACCGUUCCUCUGCUCAUUUUCCUAAUGGAACCCAAUUCACAAAGUUGCCUUCCACCUCCCUGUAUGGAUGCCUUAUUUUUAGGGAUUGUAUUAGAUUGGCAGGAGUUUUAAAUAAAUCUACCCACGAUAUUUGAUGUGUCUGGAUUUCCUGGAGAAGCUAUAUCCUUUAUCUAUAUAUUUUUAUAGAUUUAUUCAUAUAUUUGUGUGUUUGUAAUUCAAAUGAGGAUUUUCUGGGAUUUUUCCUGUUUUUUUUACUUCAAGAAGACAGAAAAGUUGGAUGUCGGAUCUUACAAGGAGACUAGAGUAUACCCCUCUGUUUUUUUUAUCUGUUUAACUUUGUGCAUGUAACAGUGGAAUAAAAGAGGAUCUCCUUUUCAAACAUGUAUGCAUCACCUUUAUGUCUGACACAGGACGAGUUUCAUCCUUUUAUUGAGGCUCUUCUUCCUCAUGUACGAGCCUUUUCCUACACCUGGUUCAACCUUCAAGCACGUAAACGGAAAUACUACAAAAAGCAUGAGAAGAAGAUGACAAAAGAGGAAGAGCGAGGGGUAAAGGAUGAGCUACUAAAUGAGAAGGCAGAAGUUAAGCAGAAAUGGGCAUCCCGUUUGUUAGCAAAGCUUCGCAAGGACAUCAGGCCAGAGUUCCGUGAAGACUUUGUGUUGUCUAUUACAGGCAAAAAGGCUGCAAGCUGUGUCCUUUCCAACCCUGAUCAGAAAGGCAAGAUACGGCGAAUUGACUGCUUGCGACAAGCAGACAAAGUGUGGAGGCUAGACCUUGUGAUGGUCAUUCUAUUCAAGGGUAUUCCACUGGAGAGCACGGAUGGGGAGAGACUGGUGAAAGCCAGCCACUGCUCUAAUCCCCAGCUUUGUGUGCAGCCUCAUCACAUCAGUGUUUCUGUUAAAGAACUAGACCUUUACCUGGCCUAUUUCAUUCGAGAGAGAGGUGAGUACUCGGAACAGAAUAGCAGCCCUCGCACGACUAUUGGCUCAGAUAUGGAGGACACUAAGCCUAUAAAUUUGGAUAUUACAGAUUUCCAGGAAAGCUUCGUCACUUCUGGAGUUUUCAGCGUCACAGAAUUAAUUCAAGUGUCUAGAACCCCAGUUGUGUCCGGCACAGGCCCAAAUUUCUCUCUGGGAGAGCUACAGGGACACCUGGCAUAUGAUUUAAACCCCACAGGCACUGGGAUGAGGAGGACACUCCCCAGUACAUCAUCUAGUGGGAGUAAGCGGCACAAAUCUGGCUCUAUGGAAGAUGACAUUGAUACCAGCCCUGGGGGAGAAUACUACACAUCACCCUCAUCACCGACUGGAAGCAACCGAAAUUGGACAGAAGAUGUGGAAGGUGGAAUGUCUCCCACUGUGAAGAAAUCUGAAUUGGACAAAUCACCAUUUCACAGUCCAUCUCCUCAGGACAUUUCACCAAGAAUUAGUAGCUUUACUCAGCACCACAGGCCAGUUAUUGCUGUUCACAGUGGUCUUGCUCGCAGUCCCCAUACCUCCACUACUUUGCACUUUCCCACCUCUUCUCUCCUCCCCCAGGCUUCCACCUACUUUCCUCACACUGCAAUCCGGUAUCCCCCCCACCUUAAUCCACAGGACCCCCUUAAAGAUUUGGUGUCCCUUGCCUGUGAGACCUCUAGCCAACAGCCUGGCCCGCUAAAUGGGAGCGGUCAGGUGAAGGUUUCGAGUCACUAUAUCUCCACGCAGAUGCUGGCCCCACCCCCUCCUGGAAUGACUCGUCUUUCUUUGUCAUCUGACACCAAAUCUACAACUGCAUCCGAUGGCAGCACAUCAUCACCAACAUCUCCAACAUACUCUGCCCCCAGUACGCCACCCACCAACCGAUCAUUUGUGGGACUUGGACCCCGUGAACCUGGAAGCAUAUAUCAGGCACAAUCCUGGUACCUUGGAUAGUGACCUGGCCCAUCACUGCUUUAUUAAAGCCAGUCUACAGAAUACAAAUCCUAGGGACAGUGGAGGAGAAAAAUAACGUCUUUCGCAUAGGAGGAAAAAGCAAAACCCACCUUCCAAAAUUUCUCUGGAGAAACGGAAAAGCAAGAAGAAGACAGAUACUCUUACUUUUUCUGGGAUGGCCUUGAAUGUCAAACAAAACAUAGCAGGGUCCUGAUGAGAGAAAAUUAAUCCUUAUUCCACCCUCUAUACAGCUAGAAAGAAGAGAACACAUGCACAUAUACAUCUCAUAUUAUACUUUGUCUUAAUUUCUUUAUCUUCUGCUGAUAAAACAGUAGGUAAAAAAGCCAAUAUGUAGGAGAAAGAAGAAUUAAAUAUAUUGUUCUUCCUAUAGCAAAUUGUGUUGAAUUUAAAAGCAUACAGUAUUGCACGGUUUAUUUAUGCCUUUACAGCCCUAUAAUAAUUUCCCUGAAUCAGGCUGAUGAUUUUAGAAUGCAACUUUUACACCCUGGCUAUACCAUUAAAAGUUGUGAUGUUAAAUCUAUAUUGAAGCGCUAGGUGGUACUAAAAGUAGGCAAAUGUGGCUCUAAUCAUUAAAUUCACUGUGCUGUUUAAUAAUGAAAAAGCACUUUACUGUAUUUCUAUUUUAAAAUUGCUUAAUGUAUUUAGCAUUACUAUUUAGUACCAUAGAUCAUAGAACCUGUGGCUUGUCUGUAAAGAACCAUAGUUCCAGCACUAUACAUUUAGGGGUAUAUUUGUCAAAAAGUGACGUUAGAGGUCGCCAAAGUCCUCUAGAGUGAAAUU
Xenopus laevis (African clawed frog) is the source of this 2753-nucleotide messenger RNA. RefSeq names its product nuclear factor 1 C-type (gene nfic.S). The transcript has 11 exons. NCBI's taxonomy places the organism in Eukaryota, Metazoa, Chordata, Amphibia, Anura, Pipidae. Bases 420 to 1952 code for a protein of 510 amino acids. The record is from RefSeq and is a predicted model, not a curated record.